This is a messenger RNA of Caenorhabditis briggsae, 2988 nucleotides long. Gene Ontology annotation, molecular function: ATP binding; DNA binding; chromatin binding. The record is from RefSeq and is a predicted model, not a curated record. The transcript is spliced from 8 exons. The coding region runs from base 1 to 2988 and encodes 995 amino acids. Lineage: Eukaryota; Metazoa; Nematoda; Chromadorea; Rhabditida; Rhabditidae. Gene Ontology annotation, cellular component: nucleus.
AUGUCGUCAAAUAACUUCUUUGAAUCCGGAGAACGGGUGCGGAUCGCUCAUCAAGGUAAUCCGCAAUCAUCUAGCUUACAAGCAGAUAUGGAUGCUAAGAAAGCUAUUCUUUCCCAAAAUAUUAAUGGAUCACUGAAUCACACGACUGCUAGACCUCCGAGAACUACCGGUGCUGGCAUAAGUUAUGGCGAGAAGAAGCCGAAAAAGCAGAAAGGAAGUGAUGACGAUGACGAGGAUUAUAUAGACGAAGAGAUUCCAACGGAAGAUGAAGAGGAUUUCGAAAUGAACGAGGAGGACGACGAUGACGAUUAUGAAGAGGAAACUUUAAGGAAAAGAAAGACUCCUGGAAAAAAGAAGCAAUCUGCUCCCAGGGAAACCUAUCGAAGAUCCGAUUCCGAAACGCCAGAACCAGAAAUAAAACGAGUCAGAACACUUUCGGAUUCAAGUGACGACGAAUGGAUAACCAAGCCACGCUUCAACGGUUCUGUGUCUCCCAAAAAUGUGAUGAGAACACAAAUGGCGAAACGUUCGGCGGCUUCCAAGCGCAAAAUAAUAAUAGACGAUGAAAGUGAUGACGAUUUCAUCAACGACGACGAUGCAUCUGAAAAAGGAUCAGGCAAGAACUCUGGAGACGCAUCGGAAAAGGGAUCGGAUGAGGAAGGAUCCGAUGGUGAAAGGAUAACUAUGAAACAAGGUCAAUCAAUGAAGGCAGCUGUUGAAGACACUCAAAAGCAAGUAAAGAAGAAGGUGGAAUCAGACGAGGACUGGGAAGAGGAUGAAGACGAUGUCAAUGCUGACGGAGAUGAAACGCCUUCAGAUGACAGUGAUGUAAGAAUCGAAAUCUUGCUCUAUUUUAUUUUGAUGUUUUUUUUUCAGAUCGAGGAACGUCGUGCCAAACGAGGAGAGACAAAAAAUCAGAAGGAAUGCAGAGAGUUCUUCAACAAAGCCACGAAAGAGAUUCUUCUCCAACAAGCUCGAGUCAACGAUAAGAUCGCUGAUUUCUUCAUUGCUAACCGACCAUUUGAUGCUUACAAUGGAAUGGUGCAAACUAUGAAAGGUGUAACCAGAGGGAUCAACGCAAUUGAAGCCUAUAUGGAGUAUCUAGAAAAGCGAGGAAUCCUGUCUCGGAUUCUUGAAGACUGUAAAGAUCACGCUAAACAAGUGUCCAAAGACUUUGAACGUUAUACAGAGGGUCCUUUGGAUCUACCACUUCUUAAAGAAGGAUGUUCUCUUCACGAGUAUCAAAAAGUUGGAGUGAAAUGGCUCAUUAUGAUGAAUCAGAAAGAGCUGAAUGCCAUUCUUGGAGACGAAAUGGGUCUUGGUAAAACUAUUCAAAUUGUCGCAUUCCUGUCGUAUCUCAAACAAACCGGAAAGCACGGACCUCAUCUUAUCGUUGUUCCUUCCUCUACAAUUGAAAAUUGGAUUGGAGAGUUUCACAAGUGGUGUCCCAGUAUCAAGUUGCUCACAUACUACGGCACGCAAGAUGAGAGAAAGCAUCUCCGCCACCGAGUGAAGAAGCAGAAGGAUAAUAUCGAUGUGAUUCUCACAACAUACAACAUGGUCACAUCCAAAUCUGACGACAAGAAGUUCUUCAAGAAUUUCUCAUUGAACUACGUGAUUUACGACGAAGGACACAUGCUCAAGAACUGUGAUUCCGAUCGUUACAAAGGAUUGAUGAAAGUGAAGGGAAAGAGGAAAAUUCUGUUGACUGGAACUCCACUUCAAAACAAUCUCAUCGAGUUAAUCUCUCUUAUGUACUUUGUAUUGUUCAAAGUGUUCAACAAGUAUUGUGAAGAUAUCACACAUCUACUACAACAUUUCAAGCAACUUGGUCCUGCUCUCGAGUCAAAGGACAAGGCGAUGUAUCAGCAGGAUAGAAUUGAAGAAGCAAAGUCUAUUCUGCAACCAUACAUUCUUCGUCGUCUUAAGAAUCAGGUACUCACCAGUCUUCCUACAAAGUCGGAACAAAUCAUAGAAGUGGAUAUGAAAAAGACGCAGAAGCAGUUGUAUGAUGAUAUCGUCGAUGUACUCCAAAGAUCUGAAGAAUCCGGAGAUUCGUACGGUUCUCUGAUGAGACUUCGUCAAGCUGCCAAUCAUCCAUUACUUCGUCGUUUAGAAUACACCGAGCAAAAAUUGGAUAAAAUUGCCAAGCAACUAUGUCUGCGAGAAAAGUCGUAUGCCGAUAAAAAAUGGCAGCAUGUGUCCGAAGAUCUCGCCUGGUUAUCAGAUAUCAAGAUUCACCAGCUCUGCGAGCGUUUCCGUUGUACCAGCAAAUUCCUACUAAACGAAGAAUUGGCGUUGAACAGUGGAAAAUGUGAGCAGCUCGACAAAAUGCUUCCAGAAAUUCAAAAUAAAGGAGACAAAGUGUUGAUAUUCUCCCAGUUCACAUCUAUGCUUGACAUCUUGGAAGUGUACCUGAACAUCCGUGGCUAUUCAUACAAACGACUAGAUGGUCAAACACCUGUGUUGGAUAGACAAGAAAUGAUCAACGAGUUCAAUUUAUCUAAAGAUCUCUUUGUGUUCCUUCUUUCCACAAAAGCCGGAGGACUCGGUAUUAAUUUGACUUCUGCCAAUCACAUCAUCAUCCACGAUAUCGACUUCAAUCCGUACAACGAUAAGCAAGCCGAAGAUCGCUGUCAUCGAAUGGGACAGGAGAAACCAGUCCACGUCACCCGUUUGGUCAGCAAGUGCACUGUUGAAAUCGGAAUGCUCGCGUUGGCUAAAAAGAAGUUGCAGCUGGAAAAGCAAGUUACAGACGGAGUCAAAGGACAACUUGAUGAAGAUGCACUUCGAGAGCUCAGAGAAGAAGAAGGUGGUGACAAGAUCGAAGGAAGAGAUUUGAGCAAGCUCUUGUCGUCAGCUAUCAAUGGGCGAUAUGACGAUGUGGAUGAUUCUGGAGACUCGAAUCAAGGAGUUGACGACAAAAAAGAAGCUCCAGAAGAUUCCAGAAUGGAGGAGGAUGAAUCCAAGCCUUGCACAUCAGCUUAA